UCAUUUUCUCUCAUACAAAAAUGUAUAAUAACACCAACAUGGGGAUGUUCCCCGGUUUAUUAUCAAACACGUUGCCUCGUUUUCCCGAGGGAGAUGUGCGUUCUGCGUCGCUGAACGCAACGUGGAAAGACCCGACCGGAGAAGAAAUGGAAAUAGAGGAGCUUGAGAAGAAGAUCUGGAAAGACAAGCAGCGUUUAAAGAAGCUCAAGGAGAUGUCCAAGAACGGGUUAGGUGGAGGAGCAUCGUUGAAGCUGUCUCCUGAUGGUGAUGAUGAUUCCUCAAGCAAAAGAAUGAUGUACCAGGCACAAGAUGGGGUCUUAAAGUACAUGUCUAAGGCAAUGGAACGCUGUAAAGCUCAAGGCUUCGUGUACGGGAUUGUCUUUGAGAACGGGAGAACCGUAACGGGGUCUUCUGAUAACCUCCGUGAAUGGUGGAAAGACAAAGUGAGGUUUGACAGGAACGGACCAGCUGCUAUACUGAAGUACUCCGCUGAUGGAAAUGUUUUAGGGUCUGAGGUUGGUGGGGAGUGUACCGCACAUAAGUUGCUUGAGCUGCAAGAUACAACUCUUGGAGCUCUUUUGUCGGCUUUGAUGCCACACUGCAAGCCUCCUCAGCGGCGGUAUCCUUUGGAGAAAGGCGUGCCGCCGCCUUGGUGGCCGACGGGGGAAGAAGACUGGUGGGGCGAUCUUUCUUUACCUGAGGGCUGUAGAGGACUUCCUCCUCCUUACAAGAAGCCUCAUGACCUCAAGAAGACGUGGAAAGUUGGUAUUCUGAUUGGCGUGAUCAGACACCUGGCUUCAGACAUUAGCAAUGGCAAUAGCUAUUACAGCAUACCGAAGCUGGUGGGACGGUCUAGAACUUUGCAGGAGAAGAUGACUUCGAGAGAAGGCGCUUUAUGGCUCGCUGCUCUUAACCGAGAGAAGGCCAUCGUUGGUGAGAGUCAGCAUCAGCCUUUAACCUUCUUACAUGAAAACAGUGGCGAGACGGAUGCUCUAUUCCAUGAACCUGAAGAUUAUGAUGUUGAAGGACGUGGUGGAUCUCGUCAUCAUCGUGGAUUUGGCAACAACUUCGAUAGUGUUUGUAACAACAACAAGAGGAGGUUUGAAGGAGAGUCAUUUUAUCCAACAGAAACCCUAACUUGUGAGAACAGUGCAUGUCCUUAUAGCCAACCGGAGAUGGGAUUCCGUGACAGGGUCUUAAGAGAGAAUCACCAACUAAUAUGUCCUUAUAAACCCACACCCCUUUACCAACCCACUAAAGAACCCUUUGGUAUGCCUUCCGGUUUAGUGAGUCCUUAUCCGGAUUAUAACCCGAGUUAUUAUGGAAACGAACCGGAGAGUCUAGUGGGAAUGCAGCAGCAGCAUCAACAGCAGCAGGAGCAGGAGCAGCAUCAGCAGCAGCAGCAGCAUCAGCAGCAGCAGCAGCAGCAAGUUCAGAACACUCCAGACCUGUUUAAUCAAUCAGACAAUCUCUACAGACAAGACGCAGCAGAAAGAGGAGGUAACAAUGACUAUUUCUCUGGUCACCGGUUUGGUUUGGUUGAUGACUCGAGUCCUUCAACUUCGGUGAUGAAUCAUAAUCUUAAUGGCCAUGCGCAAACAGUAGGGAUGGAGAACAAUCAGCAGAAUCAAGAGGAAGACUUGUCACUGCCUUGGAUUUCGUGGACAUAAGCUUCAUGGCUUAUCUUGUUUUCUUUUCUAGCUUUGUAGCUUUGUUUAUUGCCUUUUUUUUUCUGUCAUUG
This is a messenger RNA of Raphanus sativus (radish), 1741 nucleotides long. RefSeq names its product ETHYLENE INSENSITIVE 3-like 2 protein. The transcript has a single exon. Gene Ontology annotation, cellular component: nucleus. Bases 21 to 1670 code for a protein of 549 amino acids. The record is from RefSeq and is a predicted model, not a curated record. Lineage: Eukaryota; Viridiplantae; Streptophyta; Magnoliopsida; Brassicales; Brassicaceae. Gene Ontology annotation, molecular function: DNA-binding transcription factor activity; DNA binding.